Molecule: messenger RNA, 1791 nt
Organism: Spinacia oleracea (spinach)
Lineage: Eukaryota; Viridiplantae; Streptophyta; Magnoliopsida; Caryophyllales; Amaranthaceae
Product: protein S-acyltransferase 8-like
Exons: 5
Coding region: 260-1483 (407 amino acids)
Biological process (GO): peptidyl-L-cysteine S-palmitoylation; protein targeting to membrane
Cellular component (GO): endoplasmic reticulum; Golgi apparatus
Molecular function (GO): protein-cysteine S-palmitoyltransferase activity
Source: RefSeq, a predicted model, not a curated record
UUUAUUUUUAUUUUUAUUUUGAAUAUUAAAAGAAUGGAAAAAGCAGGUUCUCAAAGGCAACAGAGGAAACUCAUUACUGUCCUGAAAUCAAUUUAUAAUUUUCAGCGCAUAUUUUUUUUGAACCCUUAAAACCGCCUUUCUCUCUCCUCUUUGCACGACUUCCAAGACUCUAAAGAAUGAGCAGAAGCUACCACCAACAACAAGUUACGAAUCUUCGAUUCUCUAUUGGCCUUUUUCACUCUGAUUCUAUUAUUUUCUGAUGGCUAAGCGGGUUUAUCAAGCUUGGAAAGGAAGCAAUAUUUUUUUUUGCAAUGGGAGGCUGGUAUUUGGACCAGAUGCUAGGUCACUUACAUUUUCUGUGUUGCUUAUACUUGUGCCUGCAGUUAUCUUUUGUACCUUUGUAGCAAGAAAUCUUCUCCACAAGUUCUCUACAGAUAAUGCUGGAUAUGCUAUUUUGGUGGUAGCCAUUAUCUUUACCACCUAUGUAUUGGUACUUCUUUUAUUUACUUCAGCCCGAGAUCCAGGCAUCAUUCCCCGCAAUUCACAUCCACCAGAGGAAGAGUUCUGCUAUGAGUCUUCUGAAGCUGGUGGCAGGCCAACGCCAAGUCUACAAUUCCCUCGUACCAAAGAAGUAAUUGUUAAUGGUGUCCCUGUUAAGGUGAAAUACUGUGAAACAUGCAUGCUGUAUCGUCCACCUCGUUGUUCUCAUUGCUCAAUAUGCAACAAUUGUGUGGAGAAAUUUGAUCAUCAUUGCCCUUGGGUUGGGCAAUGUAUUGGAAUGCGCAACUACCGUUUCUUCUUCAUGUUCAUUUCUUCUGCAACGCUUCUUUGCAUCUUCGUAUUUUCUCUGUCAGCUUUGAACAUAAAAUUUCUUGUGGACGAGCAUCACAAUGUAUGGAAGGCCCUUAAAGAAUCACCAGCCUCAGUGGUGCUAAUGUCAUACUGUUUUAUUGCAUUGUGGUUUGUUGGUGGUCUCACUGGCUUCCAUUUGUACUUGAUUAGCACAAACCAGACCACGUAUGAAAACUUCAGAUACAGAGCAGACAAUAGGCGGAAUGCUUUUGACCGUGGUUGCAUUCCCAAUUUCUUGGAAGUGUUCUGCACUAAGAUUCAACCUUCAAAAAACAAAUUUCGUGCGUAUCUACAAGAAGAGGCGCCAAGGACAUCCAUGAGACCAAUGCCAGAGGUAAAUGAAGAAUUUGGUGAAGAUCGGCGAGCUAAAGUGGAAGAUGAUCUGGAGAUUGGUGACGAUAUUAUGAAAUUAUCCCAACGACGUGAUUAUUAUGGGACUGAGGAUAUCAAAAGAAGAGGCAGCGAUGGGUUUUCCCGUGAAUCCGUUGAAUCUGAUUAUAAUUUGGGUUCGGAACUGCAAACUUCAUUGAGUCAAGUAGAGGCACAGCAAUCUCGAAGAGCUGGAAGUUUUGGAACAUCACCACAUAUCCUUGCCUUCAAUGCCAUUGUUGCAGAUAGCAAAAAACCAUGAUGCUCCUAACUUGUAGAGCUUUGCUAUUGAUAAUUUGAUACUCCCAUGUAUUCUCUACAAUCAUGUUUAGUUACAAAACCAUCAUUUGUUUGCCUCUUCUUUUCGGGUUGUUGUCAGAUUGGGUUGGUGUGUAGAAGGCGGGGCUAUUGGGCUAAACUUGGUAAUUGGUACAUAAUGUCAUGGAUGGAAAACUGUUCUUUGUUGUAUCUAGUUGAAAUUGUAGAUGUUCUAAAAUCUUUGUUCUUGAUUUUGUUUGUAAAACUUUCAUUUUUUUUUAACGCAAAAACGGAGACUUUCAAAGUUGACUA